AUGUGGAGCUAUUUAUUUGGAGGAAAUAAGCAGCAGAAGAAGGAGUUGCCCAAGAAGGCAAUAGUAGAGUUGAGAGAACACAUCCAAAUGCUCAAUAAGAAGAGAAGCCACCUAGAACUGCAAAUAAAUGACCAGGAACAGUUGGCGAGAAAGCACAUUACGACCAACAAGAUGUUGGCCAAGAAUGCUUUGAAGAGGAAAAAGGGAUAUGAGGCGAACUUAAUGAAGAUCGAAAACCAAAUCGACUCUUUGGAAACACAGUUAACCGCCAUCGAAGGCGCAAACUUGAACUUGGAGACCAUGAAGGCAAUGAAACAAGGUGCUCUGGCUAUGAAGCAAAUACAUGGCGAGUACGAUGUUGAUAAAGUGGAGAACACCAUGGACGAUAUCAGGGAGCAGGUGGAGUUGGCUGAGGAGAUCUCCGAAGCAAUCUCGCGGCCCGUUGGAGGCGAAUAUGUGGACGAGGACGAAUUGGACGAGGAGUUGGCUGCGUUGCAAGAAGAAGCAGCUGAAGCGAAGCAACAAAAGGAACCAGCACAGAAGCAAGCGGCACCUGCGGCACAAUUGCCAGAAUUCCCAUCUGUGAGCAAGAGCAAACCUCAAGCAGUUACAGAGGAUGACGAAGAUGAGGAAGCUUUGAAAGCAUUGCAAGCAGAGAUGGGAUUGUAA
This is a messenger RNA of Clavispora lusitaniae ATCC 42720, 669 nucleotides long. RefSeq names its product ESCRT-III subunit protein (gene SNF7). NCBI's taxonomy places the organism in Eukaryota, Fungi, Ascomycota, Pichiomycetes, Serinales, Metschnikowiaceae. The record is from RefSeq and is a predicted model, not a curated record. Gene Ontology annotation, cellular component: multivesicular body; ESCRT III complex; cytoplasmic side of plasma membrane. Gene Ontology annotation, biological process: vesicle budding from membrane; late endosome to vacuole transport via multivesicular body sorting pathway.